AUUUGAUCAAAUUCUAGAAUCUGGGGUCUUCUCGAUACCUUUGAAUCACAUCUUUGAUCCAAAUCGAAUUUGGUGUUUUGCUUUUCCUCUCGAAUUCUCAUUUCUCAAAGUCUCACACCACCUAUGAAAGAAGACAUGGAAGUAUUAUCGCUCGCUUCACUACCGGUAGGGUUCAGAUUCAGUCCAACGGACGAAGAGUUAGUCCGGUACUAUCUCCGACUCAAGAUCAACGGUCACGAUGACGACGUUAGAGUAAUCCGUGAGAUCGAUAUCUGCAAAUGGGAGCCUUGGGAUUUACCUGAUUUUUCUGUGGUGAAGACAAUAGACGCAGAGUGGCUCUUCUUUUGUCCAUUAGACCGGAAGUAUCCGAGUGGAAGUAGAAUGAAUCGAGCUACUGUGGCUGGUCGUGCUCCUAAAGGGACACGAACUUGUUGGAUUAUGCAUGAGUACCGCGCUACCGAGAAGGAUCUUGAUGGAACAAAGUCUGGCCAGAAUCCGUUUGUUGUUUGUAAGUUGUUUAAGAAGCAAGACAUUGUGAACAGAGCUGCGGCAGAGGAGUCGAAGUCAUGUGAGGUUGGACCAGCGGUCUCGUCUCCAACUGUUGUGGAUGAGAUGAAAUCUGAGGUUGAAAUGUCUGAGGUAUCUCCGGUUUUAGAAGACACAAAGCCUUGUGACGUCGCUGAAUCUUCUCUUGUAGUCUCCAGCGAAUGUCGUAGCGAAAACUCUGCCCCUGAGGUCACAACCACCGGGCUUGACGAUAUCGAUUGGCUCUCAUUUAUGGAGUUUGAUUCCGUGAAUCAGAAUCUGUUCUCUCCGUUGCCCUCUCAGGUGCAAUCUGAGCUUUGUUCCUCUUUCAAUGGUUUUCAAUCUGGAACAAGCCAACUGUUCAUUGAGGAUCACAUUCAGACUCAGUAUGGUACAAAUGAUGCCGAUGAAUAUAUGUCCAAGUUCUUGGAUUCUCUUCUUGAGAUACCCUAUGAGCUUCCACGGAGGAAAGAGUUCGUGCAACAGACGCCAGAACACAUCACAUACGAGCCACAGAAUUUUAGCACAUGCAACAAAAUCAAUGAUGUAACUGAGACAGGAAUUAAGAUUAGAUCUCGACGAGCACAAGCCCCGGGUUAUGCUGAGCAGUUUGUAAUGCAGGGCGAUGCCUCAAGAAGGUUGCGUCUUCAGGUUAACCUUAACACCCACAAGUCAGAAACUGACAGUACACAACUCCAAUGUAUCAAGAAAGAGGUUAAGGACACAACAAAGGAAACUAUAGCGAAAGGAUGUGGAAAUUUCACCAGAUCAAAGAGCAGGACUAGUUUCAUAUUCAGGAAAAUUGCAGCUAUGGGAUGUUCAUAUAGAGGACUUUUCAGAGCAGGCGUGGUAGCGGUUGUGUUUGUGAUGUCAGUUUGCAGUCUGGUCGCAUAAAUCCGCUGAAUGUGAUGUUUGUUCGACCCUUAGUAUGGUGAGAAUAAAGAGAGUGGUUUUUA
Molecule: messenger RNA, 1481 nt
Organism: Arabidopsis arenosa
Lineage: Eukaryota; Viridiplantae; Streptophyta; Magnoliopsida; Brassicales; Brassicaceae
Source: the annotation of a GenBank genome assembly